GCCGAGAGGCUGCCGAGAGGCGGGUCACCUAGGGCGGUGCCCGGGUAGCCCCGGAGGAGGAAGAUGGCGCCGUGAGGUGGUCGGAGCCGCCGUCGCCGCUCGGGCCGAAUAAUGAAGAUAAUGGCACAGUUUCCAAAGUAAAUAAAAUUCUUGUGAGCAGCGAAGGAGCAGCCUCUGAGCAAAACCUACCAAUCGUGCUGGUGCCAGCGGGUGCCGCCGGCUGCGAGCGGGCGCUUCCUCCGCCUGGACAUGGGGCCUCAGGGGCUGGCGCGGUUGAUCAGGACACAGCAGCAUGGCCGCAACCGCUGCCGUCAGCCCCAGCGAGUACCUGCAGCCAGCUGCCUCCAGCGCCCAGGACUCCCAGCCGUCUCCUCUGGCCCUCCUCGCAGCGACAUGUAGCAAAAUCGGUCCCCCUGCAGUGGAAGCCGCUGUGACUCCUCCUGCCCCUCCUCAGCCAACGCCUCGCAAGCUCGUCCCCAUCAAACCCGCUCCUGUCCCUCUGGGCUCCAGCAAGAACAGCUUUGGGAUCGUGCCGUCGAAAGGGAACCUCUUCCAGAUCCAGGGCUCACAGGUUGGCGCCUCCUACCCAGGGGGGCAGCUGGUUUUUGCCAUCCAGAACCCAACUGUCAUCAACAAAGGCACCCGCUCCUCCGCCAGCAUCCAGUACCAGGCGGUGCCCCAGCUCCAGGGCACUGCAGGGCAGACCAUCCAGGUCCAGCCCAACCUCACCAACCAGAUCCAGAUUAUUCCUGGCACAAAUCAAGCCAUCCUCACUCCUUCCUCUUCCUCUCACAAGCCCGUGCCCAUCAAACCGGCUCCAGUGCUCAAGACAGAAGGUUCCCUGGUGCAGGGCACAAGCGGCGUGGUCAAGUUGGCCGGUGGCAACAACGUGACUCUUACCCUGCCUGUGAACAACCUGGUGACCGAGCCGGGCUCUCAGGCUCAGCUCCCCACCGAGAGCCCCACGAAGCCCAUCAAAAAGCCUCGGAAGAAAAGCCUGUCCCCAGCCCAGCCGGCAGCUGUGGCCGUGGCCGAGCAGGUGGAGACGGUGUUAAUAGAGACGAUGGCGGAGAACAUCAUCCAGGCGGGCAACAACCUGCUGAUCGUGCAGAGCCCGGGCUCGGGCCAGCCAGCUGUGGUGCAGCAGGUGCAGGUGGUGCAGCCCAAGCAGGAGCCGCAGGUGGUGCAGAUCCCACAGCAGGCCCUGCGCGUGGUCCAGGCCGCCUCCGCCACCCUCCCUACCGUCCCCCAGAAACCCUCCCAGAACUUCCAGAUCCAGACCACUGAACCCACUCCUACCCAGGUUUACAUCAAAACGCCAUCGGGUGAGCUGCAGACACUGCUGCUCCAGGAAGGCUCAGCCAUGACAGUGGCUCCGUCUGGGACCUCUUGCAGCAGCCCCGUGUUCCGCAGCUCCAGCACAGGGACCAGCAGCAAGAAACUGGCCACGCGGAAGGAACGUCCCCUGCCCAAGAUUGCCCCGGCUGGAGGCAUCAUCAGCCUGAACACGGCGCAGCUGGCGGCUGCGGCACAGGCCAUGCAGACCAUCAACAUCAACGGCGUGCAGGUCCAGGGCGUGCCCGUCACCAUCACCAACAGUGGAGGCCAGCAGCAGCUCACAGUGCAGAAUGUGUCUGGCAACAACCUGACCAUCAGCGGCCUGAGCCCGACCCAGAUCCAGCUCCAGAUGGAACAAGCUCUGUCGGGAGAGAUUCAGCCCGGGGAGAAGAGGCGGCGCAUGGCGUGUACCUGCCCCAACUGCAAGGACAGCGACAAGAGGCCGGGGGACCCAGGCAAGAAGAGGCACAUCUGCCACAUCCCCGAGUGCGGCAGGACCUUCCGCAAGACCUCACUGCUGCGCGCUCACGUCCGCCUGCACACGGGCGAGAGGCCGUUCGUCUGCAACUGGGUGCUCUGCGGGAAACGCUUCACACGCAGCGACGAGCUGCAGCGACACGCUCGCACGCACACAGGCGACAAGCGAUUCGAGUGCGCGCAGUGCCAGAAGCGCUUCAUGCGGAGCGACCACCUGACGAAGCACUACAAAACCCACCUGGUCACCAAGAACUUGUAGGGCCGGGAGCUGCCCCACAGCUCCCCACCUCUGUGGCCAGGCCUCGCCGGGGCGCCGCGCCCGCACCAAUCUCGCACUUGGACGUCCCCAACCGCGGAGAGGAGCCGCGGGGACGUGCGCCUGCCCUUCCUCCCACACACCGCCUCAGGCAGCCCCUGGCAAAGGGAGUGAGGGGCUGACCCUCCCGGCGGAUCCCCCACCCUCCCUUUAGGUCUCCAGGGCCGUGGGGUGGCCCGUUGGUGGCCCAAAGCCCAGGAGCUGGGCACAGAGAGGCCAGCUACGGCACGAGUGGGAUGGGAGAGGCUCCAUAGCACAUUCCUACUUUAUAUUUAAAGUCUAUAAAUAGCUAUAAAUAUCUCUAUCUCCCUUUGGAAGGUCCCUUUUUUCUAUGGAGAUGGUUGCCUUACGCUCCCUGCUCCCCAGCACUCUGGGUCCUGUGUGCUUCUCUUAAUCUUUAUUUAAUUCCUCCGUAAGAUGCCGCCCAUCAUCUCGCCCCCUUUUCCUCCCAACGUUUCUUUUCCAGUACUGGAGAGGUUUUUUGCUUCUGUUUUUCUCUCAGAUGUCUCUUCUCUCCCCGUUUUUGCGUUUCUGAGUGACGUGGCGCUUUUCCUUACGAAUCUUGGGAGUUCAGCCCCCUCCCCUCCCCCGUGUGCUGCUCCCUGUGUAUAGUGUACAUUGUAUCAUAGAUUAUAUUGCUUUUGUGGUCAAUACGUGUUUAACGAAAAACAAAACAAAAAAAACCACCCAAAACAUACGGCUUGUUAUUUUUUAAGCUUUUAAGUUAAACAAAUCCACUUUAUUUUUUAGCUGCAAACUGCCCCAGGUUGUUUUCUGGACGACGGUUGAUGGGAGCUGUUUGUUCUUCAUCUGCCUCAGGGACUGUGGGGGCAC
Molecule: messenger RNA, 2965 nt
Organism: Colius striatus (speckled mousebird)
Lineage: Eukaryota; Metazoa; Chordata; Aves; Coliiformes; Coliidae
Product: transcription factor Sp2-like
Exons: 8
Coding region: 293-2074 (593 amino acids)
Biological process (GO): regulation of transcription by RNA polymerase II
Molecular function (GO): RNA polymerase II cis-regulatory region sequence-specific DNA binding; DNA-binding transcription factor activity, RNA polymerase II-specific
Source: RefSeq, a predicted model, not a curated record